AAAAUACUUCAAACUACAGGGCGUUGAAACUGCAUUGAAAAUUAUUAAAAUCAGAAGAUCUGAUAAUUUAAAUAAGAAGGGACUAUAGAUAUUUCGUAAGAUACAAAUUCUACUUUCUAUGUGAGGCCCAUUGGAACUUCAUCCGCAAUUCUUUUGACAUGACAAAGUUGACAGCACUCCAAUCGAAUCUAUUCAAGCAAACUGGUUUCAGUUGCCCCACUCCACUUGGUCAUCUUUCCAAAACGACCAGUCCAAGUUCGGCUUCCUGAGGAGGUGGUAGGUGAAGUCGAAAUGUGCUCCGUCGAAGGCUUUCGAGCCCUGUUCACGUUUUGCAUUCUAGUUCUGUGGUGCGAAGCUGCUCCACCGAUCCAAGAUGAGGCACUGCAGCAACUCAGGCAGUUGAGUUUGACCCAGGCGAAGCUCAUUGUGGAUAACUCUUCCGCCAAGUGCAGCCUGAUCCCGAAUCUUUGCGACUGGCAACUGCAUCUGUACGAGGGCCACGUAUUCAGUGUGCCACUUAUCCAGCCCAUGGAAAAUCCCACCACGCCAGCACCGUCGAAGUUUAAUCAAGAAGUCUUUGGAUUGGCCCGUCAAGAAAAUGGACCGCAGCUGUUUAUUGUGGCCGAUGUUGAGCCCAAGUCGAGACGAAAAGUGCGAGGAAAAAGAAAACUCCGGCGACGAUUCACUCUUAAUCACUUGAGUAAACAAAAAUUUGUCCUGCUGGUCGUUCAAUAA
Molecule: messenger RNA, 735 nt
Organism: Drosophila gunungcola (fruit fly)
Lineage: Eukaryota; Metazoa; Arthropoda; Insecta; Diptera; Drosophilidae
Exons: 1
Coding region: 292-735 (147 amino acids)
Source: RefSeq, a predicted model, not a curated record